Naegleria gruberi is the source of this 3264-nucleotide messenger RNA. RefSeq lists its product as uncharacterized. Bases 1 to 3264 code for a protein of 1087 amino acids. Gene Ontology annotation, cellular component: plasma membrane. Gene Ontology annotation, molecular function: calcium-activated cation channel activity. Lineage: Eukaryota; Heterolobosea; Eutetramitea; Acrasida; Naegleriidae. The transcript has 2 exons. The record is from RefSeq and is a predicted model, not a curated record.
AUGUCUCUGUUAGCAAUUCCCUCCAUCGGUGAUGAUUCUACUUCUCGGAGAAGGAAUGUGCAGAGUAGUGGUGCUGCUGCUCGUUGCAGGCUAGGGUUCCUCCUGAUUAUUUUAAUGAUUUUUGUAGGUGGAGGAUACUGUGGUGUGAUGAGUGAUAGUUAUAAUAGUAAUAAUAAUAAUGAUAGGCUUGAUAAUACAAUUAGUAGCAGAAUAACAACGCCACCGAUACAAUUUAGUAUGAAUUCGAGAAGGAAUUAUUUUGUAGAUAUUUCAUCAUUUGAUGAUAGAGUAAAUGAUUAUGUAAUUGAUUUGACUAGAACAUUGGAAACAAACAAAUCAAUUGAUGAUAAGCCAAAUGAUUCUAAUGUAAAUAAUGGAACUAUUGUGAUUGAUAUGUCGCAAGGCGGUGUAACUUUUACAAUUGUAACAAACUUGUCUAUUGGAUUAAUAUUCUUGAUUAUAUUCUUCCUUUUCAGACCUUUCUUACCACUUUUUAAUUUGAAAGAAAAGAAGAAAUUAUUGAAAAAUGUAAAGGAAAACAUCAGAUCUAGAAAUAAUUAUAUUAACUAUAAGGAUAAGGGUGGUGAUAUUUAUCCAACAGUUGACGAGGACUUUUUAGAAAAUUCCUCAAUCAUUAAUAGAGUCAGAUUAGAUUCAAAAUUUAUUAAUUUAUUGGAUUUGAAAGAUGAAGACUCAGAAAGUGAAGAUGAUGAUAUAGAUCAAGAAUCAAAUAUUACAAAUACUCAAAGCAGUCAAUCAACAUAUCAAAGAUCAGAAAAUAUAUUUUCUAGAUCUCCAACAAGGAAAAUAUCAAUGGCUAUUCCAUAUAUUCCUUAUCAACAAACUGUAGCAAAAUUAGGAACAUUCAAAGAAAAGUUUAUUGCCUUUGCCAAGGAAAAGUAUGAAUUCCUUGUCGAAUUUACAAACUUUGCAAUUGAUGUUUUGCUUUCUUUUGUUUCAAAGACACAUAAUCAUGAAGAUAUGGAAAGACUUUUAAACAGAUAUUCAAGAGAUGUUGCUGUUUAUUUGCUCUUUCAAAAAGAAUUCAUUUCCGCCAUGUUUUUAAUUGCUCUGUUGUGUUCUAUUGUUCUCCUUCCUCUUCACAUGACACAAAGCACAGAUAUUAAUGACAUGAAGUUUGACUUUAACGGAUAUACAGUUGCUCCUAGUGAUUAUCCUCUCUUGAGAACUACAAUUUCAAUGGUCUUAGAUAGUCCAUUCCUGCUCUUGGUCCACGUAUUUCUCUCAUUUGGUGUUUCAUUCAUAUUUGGCUUGUUCUUAUUUAAGUUUUCAAGACACGAUAUUGUCUCUAAAGAAAAUUAUGGAAAAGCCAAAACUGAAAAACAAGAAAGUAUUCUACUCAGUUCUAGAAGUGUUCUAGUUCAGAAUAUUCCAAGUGAUUUCAAGAGUGAACCUCAAUUUGAAAAAAUGGUGAAGGAAGAAUUGUGUCCAGGAUUGAAAGUACACAAAGCUGUUCUUAUCUAUGAUGUUUAUGAUAGAAUUCAAAUGCAAAAUGAUUACCAAUCCAUUUGUGAUCAACUUGAACAUUAUGAGUUUCUGCAAGAAAUUCAUCUCAAAGAAAAGCACGCUUUUUGGAGACGUGUUUACAGAGAUCACACAAGCAAAAUCGGUCAGUUGAAAGAAAGAAAACGAGAGUUAAGACUUGAUAUGCAACACUGGGAUAAAAUUUAUGCUAGUGUAAAGAAAGAUGAGUAUGGAGCUGAACAUGAUAUCAUUCCAUGUUUAAGAUAUGGAUUUAUUGUUUUUGAAGCAGCCAAAGAUGCAGAACAAUGUUUGGAUAUGUACUACAAGAGAGGUGACAUCAAAAUGCCAAUCAAAGUUUCCACAUUAAGUGAUAUUCAAAGUGAAGGAGAUGUUUUAUCUGUCUCAACUGUUAGAAAUAUUACAUUCCAAAUCAAGCAGGCAUAUGAACCUGAUGAUAUCAACUGGGAAAAUAUGUUAACAUAUACUGGCUUUUUCGAUUCAUUUAGAAAUAUUUUGAUGCAAUUCAUUGUCAUUUUAAUAUUUGUUUUCUUGACAACUCCUAUGGCUUUGUUCUCAUCUCUUGAAUCACUUACAAGAAUUCCAAUAGUUCACAUCUCAUUGUUUAGAAUUAAGGAAAGUGCUGGUGAAUUUGGUUCAAUUGUUUUCCAAUAUGCUCCAACUUUAGCCCUUCACUUGUUCUCUAUUUUCCUUCCGUAUGGUGUUUGGUAUGCUCAAGAUUUUUCCAAAUUCAGAUCCAAAUCCAGAUAUAUGAGAAAGAUUAUUGCUAGAUUGUUCAUGUAUCUCGUACUAUCAACAUUAAUUAUGCCAAUGUUAUCUCUUACCAGUUUCGAUGCCUUCAUUAACUUGAUUCAACAACAGGGCAAUAUUUCACAAAUGUUGAGUAAUAUGUUUUUACCAGGUGCUGGUUCUUACUUUUUUAACUUUGUUUUACAAACAGCAAUUCUCAAAAACUGUGAAGAUAUUUUAAGAAUUUACAACUUGAUCUAUUACUUGUGGGGAACUAAGAGUCUUCCAAAGACAAGUCCAUUGGAAAAGUUGAAAGCUUGUGAAUUAUCUCUUUUUUACUUUGAAUAUGAGUAUUCAUACAUGUUAACCAUUCUAGCCAUUUGUAUCACAAACUCUUUGUUUUCACCAUUGAUUCUAUUGUGUUGCUUAUUUUACAUGAUUUUCAAACAUCUUGUUGAUAGAUACGUUAUUAUGUAUAUCUAUGGACAUGUUUCAGAAGGAGCUUGUAAGGGAGUGCUAACUAGUAAUUUCAAAUCUCACAGAAAACUUGUUACUCUUAUUUGUUCCCUUGUAAUGUCAAUCAUGGCAAUUUAUCAUGGAAGUAUGACCUUAUUCUUUGGUAUUAGAAUCAAAGCUAAUGCAUGGUUUAUAAUGCACACUGUAUUUAGUGGAUUGGCAUUUAUGGGAAUUAUGGGUGUAUGGUUUAUGUACUUUACAAAGAAUACUACUGCCAAGACUUUCAUCAAACAAAGAAUUUUCAAACCAAUCAAGAACCUGUUCAUUUCAAAAACCAAUAGAGAUAGAAUUAUCUCAAGAGAAGAGGAAAAAGAGGCAGAAGAAUACCAAGAGUUUGGUAAAUCUGAGGCUAUUUAUUACGGAACUAGUAGCAACGUUAUGUCAUCAUUCAAAGUAGAAGGUCCAAAUUCUCAAGAAGUUAUUGAAAGAAUGAAUAGAGCUUAUGAACCACCAUUCAAAUAUUUCGUGAAUGAAAUCGAAGCAGACCAAAAUCAAGUAGGCACACAACUUAAUUAA